Molecule: messenger RNA, 14630 nt
Organism: Sabethes cyaneus
Lineage: Eukaryota; Metazoa; Arthropoda; Insecta; Diptera; Culicidae
Exons: 6
Coding region: 2231-12568 (3445 amino acids)
Biological process (GO): negative regulation of transcription by RNA polymerase II
Cellular component (GO): nucleus
Molecular function (GO): transcription corepressor activity; protein binding
Source: RefSeq, a predicted model, not a curated record
UUUAUAAUUAUCAUCGCAUAACCCACACGGUCCGUCGAACGAACGGACGGACGGAACCGGCACGGGAACGGGCCAGCCGCCGCCGCCGCCGGACGGAACCGAAGAGAGUGCUGAGUGCAGGUUGGAAGUCGGGAGAGAACCGAACAAACCGAAGAGCAGACAAAUAGCAACAAAAACAAGCAACACCGUGGACGGCACGGAACCAACACAGUGACGUGCGGGUGGAGCGCGAAGCGUGAGGAAACAAAGACCGUUCACGCACACACAGCCGCUCGCUUGAACCGGUUUCGCGAGAGACCGAGAGAGAGAGUUUCUGAGCCGACUCCGGACCGGACUCCGGAGCGGUGGAGCUUCGUGCGGCCGAACGCCGUUCGCUCGCUGUCAGUCGUCCAGGAGUAGUCGAGCGGUUCGCACGCAGUGUUCGCGCCGUUCGUCCAUUCGGUCGCCCUUGGAAUUAAAGAUUGAGAAAAGUCUUUUUUUUUAAAUUUUUUGUACUGUGUUCGUGUGGCUAUAGCCAACGCCGCCAGUAGGCGGAGUGUAGUAGAAGGCAAAGAAAUACAAAAGUGCUUUUGUGUGAACGUGUUUGCGUCCGUUUGUUCGCUGUGUGUGGAGCAGUGUGGAGUCGCGAAGAAGAAGUGAAAAGUUACUGAAAAAUUUCUGUUCGUGCUUGUGAAAUAUCAGCUAGCUACUUAGCCAGUGCGGUUCCGAACCGUUACAGUUAAGGCCUAUUCGGGGGGAGUUGGAGGAUUUUCCAAAUCACGUUUUACUUCCCGUAGUUGCAUUCUUCCCCGAUCGGGUAUGCAAAUGGUGCGUUCUAUCGUAUAAUCGUUGGUGAACAUUGUAAUUAAUUGACCGCUGGGGGAUUUGAGUUACAGUGAAAAAAAAACCCAUGCGGAGUGAAGCAUCGAUAGUUUUUUAAGCGUUAUCUACGUGGGCACUGGUUGAUUACGAAAUCAGUAAUUGGAGCUCUAGAGUUGCGGAACUCAUCGCAAACUGCACGAACUCGCGGACGUACCGUGAUCUGGUCGCUGUUGUACGAACCCUGGGGGUCGAUUUUUUCCAUACCAAUCGUCAAGUGUGUCGCUGUUUGGAGAGGAAACAAAGGAAAGUUGCCUCCGAAGGAAUAGAAAACGGAACAAGCGAGUCAGCUCUGGUGGCCAAGAAGUGAGAAAAAAAAAGUUCCACGCGUACAUGCGAACCAGUGGUGUACUGUGAACGAUAAGUGGCAAGUGUUUCUGUGGCUUUGUACGUGCCAGUGGUGUGCGCAGUGUUUGCGUGGUGGCGUUGGUGUUGGUGCAACUGGCGGAAAACCAAGAGCUCACCUGAAGCGCAACGCAGCGAUUGGUUGCGAAGAAAGAUUCAGAUUCAGCUAGCAUUGUUUUCCGAUGCUUCGAGCUCGUGAAGAGUGCGCCGAGUUUCUGUAAGAAAAGAUGGGAGAAACGGGAAAAUAAGAUGAAUUAUUGUGCAAUUACGACCGGAUGGCUAUAAAUCUCGACUGAAAUGAGAACCACGUAAUCGGCCUGGUCCGGAACCUAAGAGAACACGCCGUCUGCAAGUUUAGUGAAUUUCCAAGCGGUGCUGCCUUGAGGAGUCUCGAGCUGGUUCGCGAAGCGAAGAAACCAGCCAGUGUGAUAUAGUUGGAAGUGCAUAACGGCAGUGCAGGCAAGUGUAUGUUGUGACGAUCGAAGAGGAAAAUCAAAAUGUCUUAUCGCUAUUGGAUUAUUGCUAACAGCGAAAGAGCAGCAAUGGUAGCGGUAGCACUAGUACUACGCCCCGUGCAAUAUGGAUUAAGUAGGUGCUAUUUUUAGUCAGUUGUCGCCGUCGCCGUCGCCGCGUCGCUGUGAGCGUGUGACCUCAUUCUCGGUCGGCUUUCGACCGUACACUGCAACUUUUGGAUUACCAGCACGGGGGUCGUCCCCCUCGUUCGCCUUUUUUUUUGUUUUCGAUAGAGCAGCUCCGCCGCCGCCGCCGCUCUGCCGUAAUUGCGCUGUUGUUGAAGUGAAUUAAUUCGCAACUGUACACAACAAUCACAGUAAACUUUGCCGGUGGUCCCGCCGCCGCUGCCGCGGAAUGUUCGUCGGAGAUUCGAUCGAAGAGAUAACGAAAGAUAUUCGAUAAAAUACCACCAAACAUCGUUGAACGAUGGAAGCAUAGUACGCAAUAGAAUCAAUAGCCAACACUUUCAUCGGCAGAAGUCAUCGAACUGUUAGCAAGAAUCUACAAAUGAAAGAUGCAAUCAACACAGCACGUAGCUUCACCACAAGAUCCGUCGCAGUACGCGACCGAUCCGCUAGCCAUUGACCAGCCACCUGCUCAACCGGAACCGUCCUCCAACGAAACAGCGGAUCCCUCGACGACGACGAACGUCGUCGAAAAGAGCGACAUCGGACGACAAAGCCAGUCGCCGCAACCGGCCCCUUCGACGGGCGAUUCGUUGCAAUCACCGCCGGCUCAGCAGCACCGAAACAAUGAUCCGAUGUCGGAAGCGUCGUCCGCUCCGACGGACGCUGACAGUGCCGUCGAGCAAAGUGUGCCGAUCCAGGUCACUCCGGCAGAGCCGCAGAAUGCAGAUCCUGGUAGCGCUGACAACCGCCAGGAUGUGCCAGCUCCGCUGGCUGAUACCUCAACGAUUGCUCAACCGAUCGGUGGUGAAACGGAAGCCACGGUGAAUGGAGCUAAUAGUGUGACGUCAAACAGUGACGUACCCGGAUGUAGUAACAAUAGUACUAGUACUAGUGGUAAUUGUCAGAGUGUUAGAAACAGUGUUAGUGUGAACAAUGGUAGUAACAACAGCAGCAACAACAACAGUAGUAGCGUUAGCUUCGUCAGCAGCUGUAGUGGCAGUGGUAGUGUGGGCGUGAAAAGCGUCGUCACUGGUGAUAAUAGAAUAAAAAUCAAUGGAAUCAGUGAUCUUAGUAUACUCGAUGUUACCGAAGGUAACGACGACGAGAUUGAAGUGAAAGUCGAAGGUGGCAGCCUUAUGCACAAGGUGAUAAAGUUCUCCCUGCUGAACGGGAUGCAGGACAGUACCAAGCGGUUGGAGAACAGUAGAUUGAUUAUGAGCGGUGUCAGCAGCACCAACGGGGAGGCAACACUGGCGACUACGUCGUCCCUCAGUAGAGCCACCCUCGGAGGGGGUCCUCUGAGGCAGGACGAGAAAUCGAAGGAGGACGGUUUCAAGGGUGGUACGACGUUGGAUAGUAAAAGUACUCCACCGGCGUGUUCCAGUGCCCGACCUGAAUCCGUAGAACCAAGUUCAUCGUUCAGCAACAGCAGCAGUAACAGUAGUGAUAGCAGUAAUGUGGUGAAGAGUAGUGAAAGCGCCGAAGUGAAACCAAAUCGGACAGAAGAAUCAUUCGCUCGGUUGCGACACUCCACGGAGAGUAAGGUUAGUGGCAGUGGUAGUGAGUCGGUGCACGAAGAAAGUGCGAGUGAUACGUACAGUCGAAGUGCUUCGUUAGAUUUUCGGGAGUGGCCUAAACCGGGGAUGAGCUCAUCCCCAACGGGGCCGCCGCUGGCGGCUUCUUCGAGCACAACUUCCGUGGCAGCUGGCGCUGCUGCCUCACUGGAUUUAUCGAAUACAACGAAGGAGACUGAUCAGCAACCGACAAGUGCAGCUAGCAGCAGCCCACCAGUAAAGCGUUCGAAGACAAUGUAUUAUGCUGAGCUGCCGGAUUUUAGCAAGCCGAUUUUCACGGCACCCAGCUUGUCCACGACGACCCCAACGUCGACGACAAGCUCAAACCGGGGUAGAAGCUUACCUUCUACCAAAAGCCUUAGUCAGUUACAGAUGAAAACGCCGGAUUUUAGUCGCAUCCUACCAGCUUCAAGUGUUCCGCAGUCCAGCUCCAGUAUUCCUGCACCUGGCCCAGGCCCGGCGGCUACUACCUCACGUUCCCACGAGCUGCAGAUUGCUAAUCCAGAUUUCUCGAAAAGUUUUAGUGCUAAGGCGGCUCCGCCGCCGCCUCCACCGUCAUCUUCACGAAUGGCUGAUGAGCGAGCGGCCUACAUGAACCAGGCCUCAUUUGCAGAGAUUAGUAAGCAACGUAACUACAUCAGCGAUUUGCAGCUUAAGAAUCCUCCUCGGCAGGAACUGCCGAGUGUGGUAAAAGGCCCUUCCUCUCAAGUGUCCGGUCCUAGUUUGACGAAUUACCGCAUUGAGAAACCUCCAACGUCAAGGCCUAAUCCUCCGAAUCUGUACAGACCGGAGGCUUCCAUGCAGAUGCAGCUGGAAGAACCGAAAGCUCACGUCAUACACAAAACACCUUCGGCUGGUCUUCCCGAUCCAAGCAAGCCGUGGAAUCCAGCCUAUCCACAGCCAAGCGACAAAGAUCGAUAUACUCAUCAGUACUCAACCGCUGGUCCUCAUAAGGGACCUCCACCGUUAACUAGUGAACCUCCGGUUCACGCGUACCCCGGUUAUCCACCUUAUCCACCGGCGGCGACAAGCAAAAGCAAGGAGGUCAUGCAACCUUCACACGCUUCGCAUCCCGGGGGUAUCAUUGUUAAUCACGUCAAAACGUACUAUCCCGAACCGCAGCAGCAGGCCCUGCCCAAAUCAAAGGAGCCUGACUUUCGCCUCGAACACAAAGAAAAACAACUCCGUCAGGAAGGAACCAUCAUAACGCUGAAACCCAAUGAAAGCCGAGUUCACGCCAAUCCUUCCCAAUCACCGAACUCGCAUUAUCAUCCCCAACAACAGUACCAUCCCCAUCAUGCUCCGCGACCUCGUUCACCGUCCGCCGAGCAGCGAGAAGCUCAAAUGAUGGCAUCCUCGAAAGAGAUUCUCUACCGGGACUUCAAACUCAAGCAAUCCUACGAAAUGCCUCCCCAGGCGAGCUCUGCUCGAGUUCCCUCCGGAAGCAGACCACCAGCAGAGCCCGUCCCUCGCGAUCGAUCACCUUACGAUCCGUACUACCGUGGCCACCAUUCGGCGGCCACUCCUCCAUCCAACAAGUACUAUCAACCGCCACCACCGGAGCACCACAAACAGCAAGCGAUCAGCCCUGCUUCGUCAGCGGCCUCUUCGCCAACGCCAAUGCACCCCAACCAGAAUCGAAGUCCGAUUCCGAUUCCGGCUCCGAAAUCGAAUGCCCCGAGCGGAAUGCAUCCCCCGUCCGGUUGGCCCAGUCAAAGCCGAAUUAUUCCUAGCCCACACGGUGGCAGUGCCACCUCGUCCCCCUCGUCGGCAUCGGCCACCUCCGUUAGUCCGAACCAUUUUAUGCACCAAAAAAACUCCCCAAGCCCCGGAGGAAGCGCGUACGGACUUCAGCCCGGGCCAAGCACGCACAGCUAUAAAUCGCCCAGUCCGUCGUCUUCCUCACCGGCGCCGUACCCCGGCCCACCGGGACCACCGGGGAAUUCCGUGACGAAGUACACCCAGUAUUAUCCGGGGGGUAGUGGCGAACGCAUGGUUAGUAUUGAAAUCGAUAAGGAUUGCUAUAAGCCUGGGUACAAAAGUUUGGACUAUAAUAUGGAGCAGAAAUUUGCCGAAGUUCGGCAGGCCCAUCAGAUGAAGGAGAAGCAAACGUCCUCCGUUAAACCCGGGGGUCAUCCCUACCCUGGAAGCAGUGGAGAUUAUGUGCGGCAUCCGCCGCACAAACCUCAAGACCAGCACUAUGACGAAUACGGUCGAUCAAGGGCGGUGUCCACAUCGGCCGUUCAUACGCAGCCCAGCGCUCCAACGGUGGCCUCACGAUACUCUCACAGCCAGGAGAAUCUCAACUACUACAACCAAUACGCGCAGUAUCCAGCGCGAAUCAAUCCCGAGGGAGAAAUGCGAAAGUCGGAAGCUCAGUUUUACAAACACGCCGGCCGUGAUCCGUCACCUGCUCAACGUUACCCACCCAGCGAACCCUCGUAUCAUCCUUCAUCCAAACAACACCCGGGUUAUCCGCCGCAGGCGGUUCAACCGAGCUCUUCGAAGGCUUCCCACUACCCGGGAUAUCCUCCUGGGAGCGGCAACGAUUCCCAAUACGGUCCUCCACCCGGUAAAAGUUCCUACCCAAGUUCCCCGUACGAGCGGUCUUCCGAGAAGCAGCAACCAUCUGUGAUAAGUAAUGCCUACAGCCAGGAACGCAGCACCGGAUCCCGUGCGGCGGCCUACGCCGAGCAGAGACCUCAUCCAGCGACGCAUCCGGAGCACUACCCGUCCGGGCAGCACUAUCCUGCGGCACCUCAAAUGAAGGCAACCUCCUCGCAGCCUUAUCCUCAACAGUACAAUCCGACUCACGGCGCAGUUCCGGCGAUGAGCAAGGACCCCGCGUGGCAACACUACCAACAACAAUCCCAGCAGGUCGUUCCACCGGCGCAAGCAGGUCCCUCUGGCGGCGGUUACCCGCCCGCCGAACGAGCUACGGUGAUGCGAGACGAACGGCAGAAUCCCGUCAUUCAACCGCCCAUCAGUAAGAACAUACCGGUGAAGGUGAUUGCUACGGCGAAUACAGCGCCUGCGGCGCCUUCCUCAACGACCGUGGCUCCUGCAACAAGUACAACCAAACGCGAGUCCCCGCUGGAUUUGUCCGUCAAAACCGUCAAGACCAAGGCCGAUUCAACGGCCAGUGACGACCAGUACGGGCACAACAGUCGCAAUCGGGACGUCGUCCCGAAGGUUAACUUCAAUCCGAACUUCAAGAUCCACAUCCCCAGGCAUCCGGAGCGACCAGCACCGGCCCCGACACAACCAUAUCAUCCACUAAUGUCCCGUGAAGUACCACCGAUGCCUCCGAAUCAGCAAACCCUUCAACAACCAGCUUCAUCGUCGAAGUCUUCCCCAGCGCCUAGUCCGGCACAGCCGGAACACCAUCAACCACAAAUGGCCGGAAUUAGUCCGGCAAUCCCUCCCGGGUAUGACAAACGAACCGACGCCUACAUGUCGGCAAACUACCGAGCCGUCGGUGGCAGUUCAGAUCGAUAUCCACAGGACAGUCGCUAUCCAUCGCCUUCGGCGAGACCUCCAGCUCCGCUGGAUCAUCGCGAACAACACGUUCCCUACGGAAUUCCACCGGGUCAAUACCCUCAGCGAAUGCCUCCCGGCGGGAUGCCCCCCUACCAACAACCGGGACCUUCGUCGAAGCCCGAUCCGUACUAUGCAAACAAUGCCAAGCCGGCAACUUCUUCGGUCAGCAGUAGAAGCGUCUACUACCCACCGCACGAUAUCGGACGUCCAGGCGGUGGCGGCAAACAAGCGGGACUUCCGCCAAAACCCCCGACAGCAAGCGAUCCUCGCAUCGAAGAUCGUAAAUUUGUCGAGAGCAUGCUCAAAAAGCAAACGUCCCCCUCAGCCGAAGUGAUAGCGGACCUCCAGGCGGGAAAAUUUUCCACUCGAAUCCCAUCUGUCCUGGCUCCGGCGAAGAAGCGUCCGGCCGAAACGAUACCGAAGACUUCCCCCACCAAAAUGGCACGAGUCGAGGAGUCCGCCAUUCAUCGUCCGUAUGACAACAGUUAUCCUGGUCCUGGUCCCUAUCCGUACCCGGGUCCAGCGGCUCCUCGAGACUACUAUCCGGUACCGAUCAAACAGGAACCGGCAAGUCCCCAACCGGCCGGCAUUUACUACGCCGAUCAGAAGCGUUCGGAAGCUCCCUCGAUAACCCGUGGCGUUCUGACAACUGCGGCACAAACUCACGCUUCGCCGACGGUUUCGCAGCACUCCAGCGUAGUCCAGCAGAACGUUCGACCGGUCGAUCCGCACCCGUCUGUCAUCCAGACCAGUUACCAGUCGUCCAGUAGACCGGAACCCGUACGGAUGCAGGAAGAAGCUCCCCAUCCGCCGCACCGGACGGACUACCAUCCGCCGUACGGCGGACACGCGGAUGAGCGGCAGUUCUACCCCAAACCGGAGCCCUUUCGUGACGGCCACGGUGAUUCGAAGUACUACGGAUCAUCGGUAGAGCAAUCAACUUGUACACCCGACAGCCAGAAAAGCCAACAACUGCCUCCCUCGACGACGUCGACGGUACUGAUGCAUUCGCACAUUCAGUACGGUGGCCAGCCGCAACCGGUUCCCUACAAACAACAUCCGGAAAGCUUGCUGCAAAACUACCCGAUACGUUCUCCAAAUAUAGUGGAAAACCAUCACAGUCGGUCCUAUGAGAACAUCCCCCACUUGAUAAGCGACGCCCCAAAACAAUACCCCAGCCAUCCGGAGUCGUCCGGAGCCGGACACCCAUCAACUCUAACUUCCCCUCAACACCGAGGGGCCGACCAAUCGGUAAUUUCCAAACUACGAACCAGCUUGGAGCAAAAGGAACGCAUCAAUCAACUCCGCAAGCAACCCAGCUCGGAGAUGUCCGAAGAGGACGGCACCAGCAAACCAGCGGACACGAACACAAACUCCCUGCCUCCAUCGCAUUUUCGUUCGAAAGGGGCCAUGAAAGCGUACACACCGAUUCCAGCUUUUGACACCCCGAGCACAACGUCCGAAGCGCCACAGGCGCCCCCUGCUGAGUCCCCUCGCCAACAAUCGACCAGUCCGGUGAAACCGGAACCGGACGAAAUCCCUAAGGAACCAAUCGAGCCCCCACCGGACAUUGAAGGCGCCUCCGCGCUGGACAUGCUCGAUUGGGGCAGCGCCUGUAACGAGUUCGUAGAACAGCUGCAAACCGGCAAAAAGCGAGGUCGUCGAAAACGUGGCAUCGCCGGAGGCGCACGAGACCAGGAUACAGCAACCGCAAACUCACAACCGGACUCCUUUCGCACCGAUAAUCUACCGGGAAUAGCUAGCAGUACGCUCGCGGACAUCCCCCAGGAGGUCCUCAAGUCGGCAGCCCAAGAAAUGCCGGGGGAAUUUUCCAGCUCCAGCGACGAGGAUAAACCGCUUCAUCUGCUGAAACUGACGCAGCACACCAAUUCGACGGGUGAAACGACGGUGAAGGAUGAUCCCGGGUCGGGACUGCAAGCGACGACGGUUCGAAAUUCUACCAUGGAAAAGCUGACGGAGAAGUUGGCUCGAAACAUUCGCGAGAAGCAACGCUUGGAGCUGGAGCAAAAGCACGAAGCCAAACUGGGCCGUUCGAGCAGUUCGGAGAGUGAGACCGAUACGAGGAGGGUGGUGCAACGCUCGAAGAUGAGAGCUCGGAAGUUGCGGCAUCGGUCGAGCGUUCCGCUCAAGUUGUCCGAUGUUAAUACUGAUGGGGAAGAUGAGGAAGAGGAGGAAGAAGGUGCGAAAGAUUUGCGGAAGCGUAAGAAGAUGAAUCAGACUUCGUCUGAUUCGGAUGGGAGUAAUUCCAAACGGGUCAGUCGGUGUCAGUCUCAGAUUAAGCAGGAGAAUGAGACGGAUAUGAGCUCGGAUGAGGAAGAUCCGAAAACGCAAAGGUCUCCCUGUGGUAAGGAGCGGGGGUCGUCGGAUGGGAAAAGUGAGACGAUAAAGCAGGAGACACGCUCCGAUAGCGACGGCGGGGGUGGUGUGAGACCUAAAGAGAGUGCUAAUGAGAAGAAAAACCGCGAAGCAGAGGCGCAGUUUAACGAAGGAGAAUCCGAUCGGAGUGAGAAGGAUGCCAAAAAAGGUUCGAAGAAGCAGGGGAAAACUAGAACGACGUCCAGAUCGAAGGUUGUGGAAGAAACUUCAAGCAGUUCGGAAUCCUCGGAGGAAGAGCUGGAAACAAUGACCCGAUCGAAAAGUAAGCUGGAACUGGAGAAGCGUAAGUCCAACAGUAAGGUGCUGAGAAACGAUAAGAUCGUUGGCAACUUUGUUAAUCAACGAAAAAAGUCGGAAAGCACAACCCCUCAGAAGGGGAAAAAGAACGCCGUUAAUGUCAAACUGGAAAAUACGAAGAAACGAAUUCUGGACAGUGAUUCGGACACCAAAUCAGUAGGCACAAAAAAGCGAAUCGCCAAAACGUCCAAACUGCAAACGACUUCCGCCUCGGAUAGUUCGGAGGAAAGUGACGCCGAAACCGUCUCGGAGCGUUUGCGAUCGCGCCGACAAAAGUGUUCGGAAACGUCGGCUCCGUCGUCCGCAUCCAAGCGGGGCAACAGUCAGGAGUAUAAAACCCCAGCUAAACAAUCGUCAACCGUAACCGGAGGCGGUGCCUCCUCCGAAAAGAAGAACAACGUCAAAUCGGAAGCACCACCGAAGAAGCGCGGCCGUCAUCCGAAGAAAACCUCCAAGGACUGUGCGACGGAAAAUACGAGCGAAAAUUUUUACCCAGGCUGGGAGAAGGAGUUUUACGAGUUCAAGCGAUCCCUGAAGGUGCCUCCGCAGUUGAUCAUGAUCGGAGGUAAACAGUACGUUCACCGGAUAUCCGCUUCUCUCCCAGAUCUGGACUCGCACCACAGUGAUGAAUCGGAAACCUUCUCGGAGAUCGUCCGGAAGAUCAACCAAAAGGAUCAGAGUCCGGCGGCGAAGAGGAUUAAAACCAAGGCCGCUGCCAAGCAGGGCGGAAAGGUGAACAGUCUCAACAAAGAACAGCAGGAGGAGAAGCGAAAGCUCGAGGGAAACGAUAAGUUUACGUCGAUCAUAGAGAUGCUGCACGAGCGGAUGCUGCGCCAUGUUAAGCAAGCGAAGGCAAAAAAGUCCAAAUCUAACAGCAACGAUAAGGAAGCGGCAAAGCCUAAACCGGAAUUCGAACUGCUUCCGACGCCCGGUGCGGAGAGCGAAGCUCUCUUCAAUCGGAAGAAAAAAUCGCUUUUUGAUACAGCCAUUUUGAAAUCCCGAACGCGCACCGAACAGAAGGUGAUGCAAAGCAAGGAGAUCAUUCGGGAGGUUUUCGGUGGAGACGAUCAGAGACCACAGAGCGCACCCCCACUAGGGUGCGCUCAGGAACUCCGCAACCUAACCUACGAUGAGAUGUACAACGAAAUGCUCACCAAAAGUAACAAUGUGGCGACCUUUCUAGCGCAGAAAAAAGCUGAAGAAGAGAGGUUAAGAGCAGCUGCGGCUGCUGCGCAGCCAACAUCCAGUUCAAAAAUUAAGCUGGAAGAGUUGGACGACGAAACGCAGGAUAGUGUUCUGAAGGAGUUGGAGAAAGCAACCGAGGACGGCGAUACACCGUCCAUUGUUUCCGAGCGGGACCUAGCGACGCCGGUUUCGUUCAAGGGAGUCGGCAAAAAGAAGGCACACAAAAGCCGCCGAAAGGGGAGUUCUGGUUUCGACUAUAUUCGGAAGAAGAAAAAGCCCGUUCCGGCCAGUGUCGGCGGUGAAAGCAGUACACCGCUGGUGCCGAAAAAGAAGAUGAUUUCGGCGUACGAGAAUCUGGAGUCGAAGGAUGAGUCGCACAUCAAUAAGGAGAUUCGUAGUUGGGUGCUGAAUAAGGGAGUUGGCGAGAGUGUCAUGCACAAGGCAGCUCGACUGGGUUAUUCGGACGUCAUCGUGUACUGUCUGGAGCGGUUGGAAAUGGACCCGGAUUUGAAGGACAACGCAGGUUAUACCCCACUGCAUGAGGCUUGUGCCAAGGGUCAUCUGGAUAUUUGCAACUAUUUGCUGCAGUACGGAGCUAGUCACUCGGAAGCGGCACCCUCUGGGGUGCGGCCACUGCACGAAGCCGUGGAAAAUUCCUUCAUCGAAGUUGUCCGGCUGCUGUUGGCGUUCGGAGCAGAUCCGCUGCUGGCAACGUACGCCGGCCAAACGCCGAUUCAGCUGGCGGAGAACAACGAAAUGGCACUGUUUUUGGAGAAUCACUUGUACGACAUUCAGAGUAUGAGUUCUACGAAAACCGGCUGGAAGAUGGAUGGACCAUGGAAGAUUCACGACCCCGAGGAAAGCGGUUGCGACAUAUUUGCGGACAUUCCCGGAUUCGAGGAGGACGACGUUGUGCACAACAGUUCGACCACAACGGAACGCUCUUCGGCGAGUAAUUUCACAGCAUCGUCGGAGACGAUGGAAAAUAGGGCGACAAAGCUUCCACCUCCUCCGCCACCACUCCCACCUCCGGAGCUGCCAGUUCCGCUGACGACGACGACGACGACACCGACCACGCCGAAGAAGUGCGACUCCAACUCAAACAUUAUGAAUUUCGACGUUAAACUAGAACCCGACGCAAUCUGCGAGCGCAAAUACAAGGACUGUGCCGUCGUGCUGAACGACAUUCAGGAGCUCACCGGCGGAGGUGGCCAGCCGGCCACGGCUGGUCCUACGUCCUACGUGAAUGGCCAGCUGCAACGGAAGGAUGUAGAAAACCACAAUGGGAUAGGUAAAUUUGACGGUAGUGACGAUGAUGACGACGAUGCGGGGGAAUUUCUGUUCGAAUACGAGGAAGCCGAUCGGCCGCUGCCUCCGCUGUAUCUCCUGAAAGACGAGUCCGGCGCGGACAAGUGGAUGAUGAUGACGGAUUUGUGCAACUUUUUGAAGUUGAAAUCCAAGGAGGCGGUGAUAAGACAGAUCUGUUCGAGCAACACCCCGGCCACUACUAACAACUCAACGAAUGGCAGCAGCAACGGUCACAGCGGGAGCGGCUGUCGGGACAUUAUUCGGGAGUUGAAGAUCGAAGAUUUCCUCACGCGCGCCACCUGCCUGCAGCUGCUGUGCGCCGGCGAGAAGCUCAACAUCAACUCCAACAAGGUGGUACUGGUGAAGUACAACGAAAACGUACGUAAUCUACUGCAGGUGAAAACGCUGGUGACCAAGAUCUAGGGCUAGCGGGAGCGAAGAGAGAAGUGUAAGUGACUGACUGAUCGAAGCAAGGCCGCACUCUGGCUGGAGUAGUGCCACGGCCGCCAAAUUAGGCCGGAGUUAGGCUCAGGAUAAACCGGAUAAACGAACAAAAGAAUAUGCCUUAUUGUAGUUUGAGAUGAGAAAGCUAGAUGAAAUAAUUUAUUGUAAAACAAAAUGGGGAAAACUCGAAAAGACUUGACCAGUUGAAAAAAAAACACGUUAAUCACGGAACAAAUUUUGCUCAGGAUAUGGUUAGAAUGAAAUGGCUGGCUUCGUAGAUUGGUUUCUUAGCGGGCUGCACAUUUUUUUGUACUAGUAUUGUACCGAAUAGAGAAUUUGCAACAACAACAACAACAACAACAGCAAAGCACAGACUGAAUACAGUGGAACCAUCACUUACCGAAGCACGUUUGAAUGCCGUGCCUUUCCAAUAAAUCAGAUUACACACAAUCAGGACCAGAGGAACCGUCACUGUUUUUUUUGUUUUGUCACAAAACUAUAACACAAUAAUAGUUCAGACCGAACCACGUGCACCACGGUUAAGCAUCACAAACUUAUAAUCGAAGAAAAAGCACCGCGCACGCGGCUUACUUUGAUUGAAGAAAUUUUAACCGUUGACAGUUCGGCUGUCCGUCUGAAAGAAACGGAAAUAUUUCACGACACUCAAAAUUGAAUUCUUUCCACACUGGAAGAAUUCUCAAAAGGAAAUUUACCAAUUUAUUUACUGUGGUUUCCCGGGUGACCGCGCACGCGGUCACACGCGAACCUCACCAAACCACUAAAUCAUUCGUACGUACGUUAGUGCUCUCUGAGAGAAGAAUAGGUUGUUUUCAUUUUUACAGAUAUUGUUCUUUAUUAGCAAGUAUGUUUAUGAUACUAAUUAAGACGAAUGGACGGAAGUCCAAGCGAAUGAAUCACACAACCACAGCCACACAGUACUGACUGAACAAUCUCUUUCGCCUUGGCACUUGCAUCUGCAUGCUAGAAGCAGUGCAAGGGAGGCAAAGUCGAAAUAUGUAAAUCGGUUCAAAAAAAUUUUAGUUAAAGUUUCAAGUUCAUUUUUAAGUGUUGGCUGCUUCGCAGCUUGUAAGCGUUUUGUUAAGUGUACAUCGGUUUGCGAAACUAUUUAUUUUUAGUUCAAAUUUGCUUGUUUUAGUUAAUGCUUAUUGUGUAUAGUUAUAGUAUUAUCAUACCCAGCAUCUGUAUUUUUAUGUUAACACACGUAGGUAAUUAACUGGUUGUUAAUUCUGUUAGGAAUAAAUCGAUCGAAUCAGCUGCUGUUUGCCGCGCGCUGAGCUAAUAAGCGUGGCGCAAAGCUGAAAAACGAACGGAACGUAACUAUCAUUAUCAUUAACACUGAUAUGUGCACUAAGUGCAGCAAAACUAUGUGCAGAAACACAUUUAACAAAGUUAAUUAACAAAUGUAAACUCUAAUUGUUAUCAGUUUUAUAGUAUCGCGCGGCAUCUGUGUAGAAUACAAUUCUCUACCUUUUAGGUUGUCGGAAAAUCGUUCCACGAUCCCCCGAGAAUAGGCUUAGAUUGUAACAAAAAGAAAAAACUCACAUUCAACGAGACUUGUAAAAUCAAAAUGAACGAGCGAGCGACAGAGCGGUAACAGGUUGCGUAAAUAAAGAAGAUGGUUUCGCUUACGAUUAAUGAAGCAUAGUGAAAAAUAGCAGAAAAAAAUGGUGAUGGUGGAUUUAUAAAGCGAACCGAUAUAGAUAUACACUCGUGCAAUCGACUUAAACUCAUUUUUUUGCGUAUAAGCCUGAACAAAAAAUGAAUAAAAUACUGAUUUACUCGGUCUGUAGCUGUAGGAUAAUCUAAACAAAAUGAGAACGAAACAGUAGAGGAAGCUGUCGAUAACGAGAAAACCAACACAAUGGCUACACAUUGCUAGUACAUAUAUAUUAACAGUGAAGAUUAUAUGUGAAAGAAACAAAAAAAAACACAUUAUAGAAAACAAAGAAUUGUGAUUUUCGCAAAAUAUACAACCUAUUAUAUUAUUAUAAUUAAACGAGAGAAAACGAGCAAAAAAGAA